This is a messenger RNA of Hemiscyllium ocellatum (epaulette shark), 3436 nucleotides long. RefSeq names its product microsomal glutathione S-transferase 2 (gene mgst2). Gene Ontology annotation, biological process: leukotriene biosynthetic process. NCBI's taxonomy places the organism in Eukaryota, Metazoa, Chordata, Chondrichthyes, Orectolobiformes, Hemiscylliidae. The transcript has 8 exons. The record is from RefSeq and is a predicted model, not a curated record. Gene Ontology annotation, molecular function: glutathione peroxidase activity; enzyme activator activity; leukotriene-C4 synthase activity. Bases 68 to 856 code for a protein of 262 amino acids. Gene Ontology annotation, cellular component: membrane; endoplasmic reticulum; nuclear envelope.
CCCUUUAUUGGGUGAAACACCAUUCCUGGGUGGAGUCACCUUCCUUCCGUGUAGGCCUCCGUAGACUAUGCAGUGUUACUCAGCCAGAGGCAAUUUAGUGGAUGUAUUCACUGGCAGGAUAAUCAGGAUAAUCCAUUUUUCUGCUGUGCCUGCCAACGUUGAGAACUUUUGGUGUGAAGAACAAGCUCAAACUCUCGUCGGAGCAUCUCUCACCCAUGAAGAGAGUCGUACCAGUGGAUUGGAGGGAGGCGAAUGUUGUUCCUCUUUUCAAGAUGCUGGUGAAAUGAUGGUACUCACCAUUGGCCUUGAAGAUAGUUACCAAAGAUUUAGCAAUCUCCGGAUUUCCCUUUGGCUACUGUUAUUUCAAAUGGACAGCAAGUCAAGGAAUCUCCAGAGAGUCCUGCACAUCAUGUUAUCAUGCAGGGAGGCCCCUGUUCGGGAAUCACAAGCACAGAACUCACUUGAAGCACAUUUUGCCAAGCAAGUAGGAAGUGCCAGGAAGAAGUAUAAAAUUGCUCCACCAUCAGUUACAGGAUCUCCUGAUUUUGAAAGAAUAUUUCGUGCACAGCAGAACUCUGUUGAAUUUUAUCCCAUGUUCUUGGUUGUAUUUUGGACUUCUGGAAUGUUCUUUAAUCAAGAAAUCACCUCAAUCUUGGGUCUUGUAUAUCUGUUUAGUCGACACAUGUACUUUACUGGAUAUGCAGAGUCAAUGAAAGGAAGGAUUCCUGGAUUCAAAAUUGGUAUCGCAGUGUUGUUCAUACUGUUGGGUCUUAGUUCUGUCGCGAUCAUAAAUUGCAUGAUGGACGAGUAUUUUGAUUUCAACAUAGCUAAAAAGAUCAGCAAAUUGUUUCCAUAAUGUGAAAGCUGUUGACUACAAAAGGGAAUAUUGCUUUAAAAUGAUUAUUAUGAAGACAUUCUCUGAAGCCAUUCUGUGAUUUUAUGUGUGACUUUAAAAUGGUAAAAUAAAAACAGCACUUUUCACAUCAUCUAGGCUUUUUAAAAAAUCUAAUGUUCAUUUAUGUACACAACCUUACUUUGUAACUAUUUAGUUAGUUGCAUUUUUAACAAGCUCAGGUAAAUUAGCAUUAAUUUUCUUGCAGUCAUUUUCAAAUCCAAAUAUUUACAUUCAGUUUCACACACAUUUUAUACCAUUAACAUUUCCACAGGAGAGGUGAUGGCCUAGCAGUAUUAUCACUAGACUAUUAAUCCAGAGAUCAAGGCUAUGUUUUGGGGACCUGGGUUCAAAUCCUGCUAUGGACAGAUGGUGAAAUUAGAAUUCAGUUUUAAAAAUCUGGAAUUUACAAAGCUUUUCACUGUGCCUCCAUACACGUGACAAUAAAUUCAAUUCAAUUCUAUGAUGACAAUGUAACCAUUGCCAGAGCAAAUUACUGCAGAUUUUGGAAUCUGUACUGGAAUCACAGUGGGUCAGGCAGUAUGCUUAGAGAGAAAGCAAUAUAACAUUUUGAGUCUGGAUGACUUUUCAGACCAGCUGUGAUCUCUUUGUUUUAAGUAUGAAACCAUUGUUGAUUGAUGGAAAAACCACUCUGGUUUCACUAACGUCCUUUAGGAAAGGAAAUUGCGAUCCUUAUCUGGCCUACAUGUGAUGCCAGACCCACAGCAAUGCGGUUGACACUUAACUGCCCUCUGGGCAAUUAGGAAUGGGUAGUGAAUGCUGCUGUAGCCAUGACACACUCAUCCCUUCAAAGUACAGGUGGAGUUUACUAUCUUCAGGCCAUUUGCUAUGUUUAUCCUACGCUCAAGUCUGAACUCAAGUCUACACAUGGUCAUGUACUGAUGAAGUGUGGCUGAGAUGGCAUUCCUUCCCAAUGGUGGUUAUUUUUGGAAUACUUUCUGAAGGCUAAAGACUUUAGUGAGGUGCAUUGCACCCAUCAGAUGCAGCUUGUCAGCCAUUCACUGCGAUAACUUCUCAUCACGCCUGUCUGGUGUGGGGCUUGACUUCAAGUCUUUUGUCUUAAAAGCCAAUAAUACUAUCGCUGAGACACAAACAGCAACUGAGAUGCAUGAAGUAUUUUGUUGCAGGAAAAUUAUUGACGCGGAAACACCUUCCUCUUCUUGAAGUAGUCUCAUAGGACCCAUUACAUCCACCUCAGGAAGAAUUUGCCUCACGUAACAUCUGAUCUUGAAAAAUGUAGCAUUUCCAACAGUUUUGUGCCAAAGUGCUGGCCCACGCGCUUAAUCUUGAAUCGAGUUCAUAUUCAGAACUGUGUCACAGCCACAACUUCUAAAGUUGAAGGCAAGUGUAUUACACAUUGAUGAAACCUGUUCCUCUAGAAACAUUGUCAGAUUAAAACCUUCAGGAUAAAGAAAUGCUUCCAAUCUCCAUGUCACGUGAUGCAAAAUAAAUUAAACUGUCACUGUAGACAGGAGGUAUUCUACACCUCCAUUUAAAGAAUUUGCAAAGUAUUUUGUAAGAGAUCAGCUCAAAAACACAAUUUCAUUUUUACUGAAAAACAAUAUUUCAUUCCUGACUGAAUAAAAACAUUAAUUAAUUUUCCUCCUGGAUCUCAAUUGCACCGAUACAAUUGUUCCCUUGGCCAUGCAUCUUAGGAUAGUUUUGAUUAUAAAUAUGUAAAUGUAAGCUAGGUUUAACAUGUCUUUUCAGUGUCUUAUUUUUCUACAACAUCAUUCUGUGUAUUGUGAACGUUCUGCUUAAAUAAACAUUUAGAUUCCAGGAUUCAAAAUAAAAUAGUAUAGAUACUAGAAAUGUGAAAUCAGAAAAUGCCAGGAAUAUUCACCAGGGCAGGCAGCCACUUUAGAGAGAGAGGAACAGAGUUGACAUUUUCAUCAAAAAACCGAAAGAGCUGCGGAGGCUGGAAAUCAGAAGUUGCUGGAAAAAUUCAGCAAAUCCAGCAGCAUCUGUGGAGAGAAAACAUUAAAAUUUUCAGGCCCAGUGACACUUCUUUAGAAUUGAUUGAAGGGUCACUGGACCCGAAAUGUUAACUGUUUUCUCUCCACAACUGCUGCCAGUCCAGCUGGGGUUUUCUAGUGUGGUCAUACUACAGCUUUAAGAGGUGUACUUGGUCCUGUUUUUGUUUUCCUGAAGAGUGGUUGAGACAAAAGGUGAAGAGCAGUCUGUCCAAGCCAGUCAAGUAAACAGCUUGUGAGGCCUUGGGUUUUUAAAGUUGGAACAAUAUAAGCAGCCUGAUGGGGUGAGGUCAAGCUCCCACAGAUCCAGGAUUUUAGUUUAACUUUCAGCAGCUGUUAGGGUUUGGAAACUGCGAUACAUCUUUCCCUGUGACAGCAAAACACUUGAGUUCUUUCACUCUCUAAGUUUUCUCUUGAUGUUCUUUCCUCCUGGACUGGAGAAUUGCAUGUGAGACAGUCUAUUUUGUUGAAUUUGUCUUUGUCAAAGAUUUGUUUAUGGAAUGUUAUUAUCUUGGAACAGUUGCUGUUUGGUAAUUAAAUAAUCUAUUAU